UUGAGCCUCGGUGUCAACUGAAGUGAGUGACCGUCUCGUGAGGACUGAUUUCGGGGUACGACGCGCUGAUAUGGACCGAUUUGCUUCUGUGGAGCAGUAUAAGGCAGCCAUGGUGCUGAGUGGUGCUGGUGAUGCUCUGGGCUACAGAAACCAGCUGUGGGAGUACAACGAGUCUGGACCAGCUAUUCACAAGGAGCUGCAGGAGCUGGGCGGCUUGAAGAACAUCAAGGUUCAACUUCCUGAUUGGCCCGUGAGCGACGACACUGUUCUGCAUCUGGCAACAGCUGAAGGACUGGCAACUGGGAAAACAGGGGAGGAUCUCCUUCAUGAGGUGGCUGCUCGUUACGUGGAGGGGAUGAAAGACAUGGAGGGGAGGAAACCUGGGCCUUCAAGCAUUUUGGGUGUAUCCCAACUAAGACCAGGAGAAGAAGGAGGCUUCAGAGUGCCGUAUAACCCCGAGGGGACGGGCUGUGGAGCAGCCAUGAGGUCCAUGUGCAUCGGCCUGAGGUAUCCGAGGCCUGUCCAGUUGUUGUCGCUUGUGGCCGUUGCCGUGGAGACGGGCAGGAUGACUCAUCCUCACCCCACUGGUUUCCUGGGAGCCGUAGCCUCGGCUCUUUUCGCUUCAUACGCCGCCCAGCGCAGGCCCAUCACCACCUGGGGUCUGGGCCUGAUCAACGAGGCCUGUCCCAUAGCGAGGAAGUUCGUUCAGGAUCGGGGCUUCGCCGUGGAGGAGACGGAGAGAGACUGGAGCUACUUCUGUGACAAGUGGCAGUGGUAUCUUGAUCAGAGGGGCAUCUCUAAUGGAGUGGGACCCAUGAACUGGCCCUCUGCCUACGGUCCAGCUGAGAGAGACGAGGCCUACAAGACCUUUAGCCUGUCUGGUUGGGCGGGACGCAGUGGACACGAUGCCCCAAUGAUCGCGCUCGAUGCCCUGCUGGCAGCUGGCUCCGACUGGGAGGAACUGAUGAGCCGAGCUGCCUUCCAUGGAGGCGACAGUGACAGCACAGCUGUGAUCGCCUGCUGUUGCUGGGGUCUCCUCUACGGCACCGAGGGGGUCCCUGAAAGCAACUAUAGCAAUUUGGAGUACCGGGACCGACUGGAGGGGUGCGCCGAGCAGCUGUACGCUCUGUCACGUUGAUGAGAUGGUAACGACCUGCAGCCUGAACCAGUAAUGUACUGACCAUAGUGAAGAGAGACUAGGAUACGCUAACACAGAACGAGCUGACACUGAGCCACUGCACGUGUACUGGCACACUAACCCAAAGAACCAUUUCUGGAACAAGGACAGUGUUGACUGUAGUUGAGAGCUCCCUCUAGUGGUCACUUGAAAAUAAAAUGCUAAUUCAAACUGUCCCCUAGGAAGAAAUCAUCUCAUUCUGCCAACAUGUGACAACAGUAAAUGUUUAGAGCCCCUCAAAUUAAUGUGCUCUCGCUUUAUACGAAUGGAAAAUACAUUUCAGUCUCAGUAAUGCUGCUGUUUUGUGCAAUAAUGGUGACAUGUAUGUCCAUGGGACAUCGUUUCACAGCUGAUACAAUAAAUGGAAAAAAAAUCA
This is a messenger RNA of Nematolebias whitei (Rio pearlfish), 1553 nucleotides long. RefSeq names its product protein ADP-ribosylarginine hydrolase. Bases 71 to 1138 code for a protein of 355 amino acids. The record is from RefSeq and is a predicted model, not a curated record. Gene Ontology annotation, biological process: protein de-ADP-ribosylation. NCBI's taxonomy places the organism in Eukaryota, Metazoa, Chordata, Actinopteri, Cyprinodontiformes, Rivulidae. The transcript is spliced from 8 exons. Gene Ontology annotation, molecular function: magnesium ion binding; ADP-ribosylarginine-[protein] hydrolase activity.